Bursaphelenchus xylophilus (pine wood nematode) is the source of this 4184-nucleotide messenger RNA. NCBI's taxonomy places the organism in Eukaryota, Metazoa, Nematoda, Chromadorea, Rhabditida, Aphelenchoididae. The record is from the annotation of a GenBank genome assembly.
AUGACGUCCGACGAGAUUGCCCAGCUGCGGGCCGAGAUUGCGGACCUCACGCAGAAACUGGAAGAAGCCGAUGAUGCCAAGACAAAAGCGGGCCUCUUUGGACUACAAUUGGUCCAGGAAAAGGAAUUCUUGGAACAACAGAAACAGGAGCUCUCCAGAGACAAGGAGACACUGCAGCAGGAACUGGAGAGUUGCAAGGAGGUGAGAUUUGGGUUUUUUUGUUGGAUUUUAGGACCGAUUUUGGCUUAAGAUGCCGGUAGAAGGCGGCAACCUUGUUUGUGUCAUAACUGGACAGGCAAUAGACCGUUUUUUGCGAAUGAGACAUUUUCUGCCAUAGGGGUUGAUACGAAAUUCGAGAUUUUCAAUAACAACAACCAUUUCUUUUAGCUCGUUUUUUUCGAUUUUUUUGUCAGCUCGUGAAGCUCUUACGGCAUAGCUUAUUUUAAAAAUUGUAGGUCCAAAAAUUAUGGUCUACGGGUCAGUUUGAUAUAUGAUUUACAUAAAACAAUCUGCUGACUGCGGAGUUAUGUCUAAUAGAACCUUGAGACCCUUGACUGGCAAAAAAGUCUCAACGAUUUCCGAAAAGCGCGGCUUAAAAAUCACCUAAACGCCUCAAAAAAGAUUACUCAAAAUUUGCGCCAAAUCUCAUCAAAAUUUGAAAGCUCUGCCUCGGGGAUUUGCCUUUGGAUUUUACAGCAAUUAGCCAAAAAAAUGAAGCUUUACAGUCAUAUUUCUAUGCGAUGAUAAAAGUACUAUCUGCAGGCCUUGAACAAAUACCGAGAUGAACACCGGAACGCCGCGAUCUCCGAGCUCCACCAUGAAGCCAGUUUGUACGAGGACAAAGAGAAGCUGGAAGAGGAGUUCAAAGAGUCGGUGAAGCAGUACGAAGAGCGGAUCAAAGUGUUGACGCAAGAACUCGAACGGAACAAAGUCGAAAUUGAACGGCUUCAAACUUCUGAGCAGGAACAGGCCAGGCGAUUAGAGGAGGUUGAAGAGCAGAGGAAGCAGUUCAAAGAUGAACUCAAGGAUUUGAAGGUAGGUUGAGAAAAAAGGGAUUUUCUUAUUUUUUUGGUACAGGUUACCAUAUAGCAAUCUUUUUUUAGUAAGUUUACGAGAAUUUGGAAAUAUAUUACGCUUCAAAAAUCUAAAAAAAGUUAAUUUUUGGAUGCCUUCUUAACUUGUAGUGUACCUCAAGAACACUUUUCGAUUUUCUUAAAAUUUUGCAGACAUACGUUAUAUAGUCCGCAGUUCAAUCGCUGAAAAUUUUAGCUUCCGCUUUGCCUUCGAAGCGGAGAUAUUGACAGUUCUUUUUCUUAGAGAGCAAUCAAGAUGAGGAGAGUCGGUUAGAUAAAAAACGCUUUUGUCUCGUAUCAUUGCGAAUUUUGGUCGUAAAAAAAAAGAUUUGUUGGGGAGCUAAUGUGCUACAAGUUUGUAAUAAGACACCUAUGUUUUUAUUAAUAAUGGCAAAUUUGCUGAUUUUAAGUCAUCUUCCAGCUGAAAAUUUCCAUUUAUUUUUAGGACCGCGAACAAAAGCUGGUCAACGAAAACAACGACCUUGAAGAGGAGAAUGUGAACUUGCAAAAGCAAGUGUCCAACCUCAAAUCCGGCCAGAUUGAGUACGAAAACUUGAAGGUGGAUUUCACUCGUGUCCUUGAGGAGAACGAACAUCUCCGGAAUCAGGACGAUGAGAACCGCCGCUUCCAGGAGAUGUACGAAAAACAGAUUGAGGAGUCGUUGGAGCAGGCCAAACAUGAGCGAGAGUUGCGGCAUUCCGUGCAGAAGGAGCUGGAACACAUGAAAAAUCAGGAGCAAAUGUCCAACCUGAACAGUCUUUACAUGAGCUUCAGCGCCGCCAAAGCCGACAACGACGAGGAGAGAGUGAAUGAGCUGGAGCGCUCGAUGAUUGCGGAUGCUCCGUUGGAUAGUAUCAAGCUGGAAAAGGGGACCGAUUUGUUCUCGGAACUUCAUGGGUCGGAGAUUGCAAAGUUGCAGGAAGAGAAUGACAAUCUAAAUAAACAGCUGGAGGACUUCAAGGAAAAUGUGGGAAGAGCGUUGUCGCCAUUGUUGCAAAAACUCCAACUGGCUGGAUUGACUGGUGGGUUUUUGUCGGGAAAUUUUGAAAUUUGUUAUACAAAGGGAGGACCUUUUGCGACGCUCAGAUUUACUUUAAAUUUUGCUGACAUUUCUGGCAUAGGUCACAUGUAAAUUCCUGAAAAUUUUGGCUUGCGCUUUGCAAGGGCUGCCGAGAUAUUCAACAAUCCUUGAAGCCGAGAGAGUACAUGAAACGCGGAGAGCGGUCACAGAGAAAAACACUUUUUGGCCAUAAUUAUGCCAGUUUCAUGCGGAAAAAAUUGAUUUUUGGUGGAAACAUUACUCUCUGCAGUAGAAAUAGACAUAGAACUUUUCAUGCCAAAAUUUGCAAAAAACUGUCAUAACUUUUCCAACUUUUGACUAGAAAAUGUCGGUUGUUUCUGCAAAGCACGAGCUAGAAGUCUCGCAUAUAUCUCAGAGAAAAUUAUUCUAAAUUUGUGCCCAGUGUCAUCAAAAUCCAAUCGUCACACUUGGGUACCUCCUAUUACAUUUUUUAUGGUCGCUAAUAUCUUAAAGUCGAAUGUAAACAAUACGAUUUCUAUUCAGACUCCAGCGACAUCGUCAAACUAAAGGAUAUCAUCCACGAUGCCGUCGCCAAAUUGGACGACAAAUUCAAAUCCGGCACGCCCGACAAGGCGACCGAGCGCAAGGUCGAGCAACUCAAAUCCGACCUGCGCAGUGUGAUUCUGGCCCUGGGAACGAAGCAUGCGCAGCUGGCCGCCGCGCAAGACCGCUUCCUGCAUCUCGGUGAGCACGUUGCCCAGUUGUACGGUGAGAUCGCCGCGAACGGCGGGGAGGACGAGGAACGGCAGAGGAAAGUGACCGCCAUUCAACAAACCAUCCGCAACUUGGCUAAGAAAAAUGCCGAAGUGGACGAGAACGAGGACAGUGGAGUGGAGACGCCGGAGAGCGAACGGGACACAAAAUCACCCAAAACUUUGCCGUCGGUCAACGUCUCCAGGACGUUGAUCUCGCAGAAGUUGGCACAAGAAGUGUCGAGCAAGUUGCAGUCGGGCGUCACGUUGAACGAGCUCCUCAACGAAGCGGAUCGGCGCGAGAAAUUGGCGGAAGAGCAGGAGGAUUUGGUCCAGAGUUUCGACGCCUUCCAAGAAGUCAUGAAAGUCCUGCGACAGGCCACCGAAAACGUGGUCCAAAGCAAAAUGGCCAUGGAGGACAAGGAUAAGGCCGAGUUGUGUCAGCAGAUCAGUAAGCUGAAGUCAUUGCUGAACGUGAAACGCGAGCAAGUCAGCUCGUUGCGAACCGUUCUUCGGUCCAACAAAUCGGUGAAUGAAAAUGCCCUCCAGUCGUUGAAGUCCAAGUUCGACACGGAGAAGAAGAUCAAGGAUGAGACCAUUGCUCAGCUGCGCAAGGAGUUGAAGCAGUUCAAGGAGGACGCGGCAACAUUCGCCUCAAAUCGCGCAAUGCAUACGGCGAGGAAUGAGGAGUUGCAGGCGCAGGUAAGAGGGCUUGUAUUCUUAACAAAAAAAACAGCUCAAGUUUUUUGAUUUCGAUACAAUGGGGGACCUGAUCCAGUGGCAAAAAACGUACCAUUUUGCACCCGGGGAGUAUCAAAAAAAUAUAGAAAAAUACCUCUCUCUCCAACUGAAAAAAACUCCGAUUUCAAAAGCGCGCCCGCUCUUUUUGAGGGUCCUUUCAAACGAAGUUUUUCCACUUGGAGAGGUAAGAAUUUUGAUCCAUUUUUUGAUACUUCCCGGAUGCAAAAUGGUACGUUUUUUGCCGCUGGAUUAGGUCCGUCACUGUAGCUUUGAUGCCGUUAUCGAAAGGGAAAACCCUCAAAAGAUUUAUUGAUAAUUUCCCUCAUUUUUCAGAACGAACAACUCCGCAAGAAGUUGGAUCAUGUGGAAGAAGAGAAGAAGACCCUCAAUCAACUUCUGCGAAUGUCAAUUCAGCAAAAACUCAGUGCAACGCAGCGUCUGGAAGAGUUGGAGAUUGACCGAGAGCGUUCCACCUUCAAGCGCCCAAUCCGUCAACCACAGGGCCCUCCGCAACCGCAACGCGAAGUCCGCGCUGUUCGCUAUCCGGCUGGCGGUCAGGCCAACAACAAUCAGACCUCGCCGCGGGGAUCCAAGUAG